AAGGGGAGAAAAGGUAAUUCCUCUAAAUACCCAGGCAUAAUAUGGUAAAACACAUGCUGCUGCCGCUGUUGCCCUCUCUUGCUUCCAGACCCGGCUGGUUCAUUACACGCAUAUCAAAAGGGCUCCGACCAGUAUCCUCAUCAUCCAUCACCACCACCACCACCACCACCAAGAUGUCUUCGGAGCACUACACGUUCGGCCCUUACAAGAUACGCCACGAUGAAGUAUUCUACUCAACCCAGCUUUCGUUUGCUAUGGUUAAUCUACGUCCUGUCGUCCCUGGUCAUGUGCUUGUCUGCCCAAGGCGUGAAGUUAAGCGCUUUGUCGAUCUCACUGCUGAUGAGAUUAGUGAUUUGUGGCUCACAGCACAGAAAGUUGGUAGUCAGCUUGAGCACUACCACAAAGCAUCGUCUCUCACAUUUACUAUCCAAGAUGGGCCCCAGGCUGGACAGACAGUACCCCAUGUUCACAUACAUAUCCUGCCGCGGAAAGGCGGUGACUUCGAGAGGAAUGAUGAGAUAUAUGAUGCUAUGAAAAGGAGAAAGACUUGAAGCAAAAGCUUGACUUAGAUAAGGAAAGAAGGGACAGAAGCCCUGAGGAGAUGUCACAAGAGGCAGAUGAAUUAAGAAAGCUCUUGUAAAUAUUUCAGUCUCGACUCGCAGUGCAAUGUGUGUUUGAAUUUUUCCAGGUUAUCUCCAAUCUGGUUUGACAACUAAUUGUAAUGUUUGCCAGAUAAACUUUGAUGUUUACUAUUACUUAUCCAAAAACAAAAAAAAUUAUGCAUCAGUAUUGUGGCAACUUCCAUUGGACCUUAUUUGAAUUUUAAGACCAAAGCUUUUACAGCAUAUACAUUUUUAAUUUUCUA
Molecule: messenger RNA, 865 nt
Organism: Alnus glutinosa
Lineage: Eukaryota; Viridiplantae; Streptophyta; Magnoliopsida; Fagales; Betulaceae
Product: bifunctional bis(5'-adenosyl)-triphosphatase/adenylylsulfatase FHIT
Exons: 5
Coding region: 42-551 (169 amino acids)
Molecular function (GO): catalytic activity
Source: RefSeq, a predicted model, not a curated record